Molecule: messenger RNA, 2842 nt
Organism: Drosophila miranda
Lineage: Eukaryota; Metazoa; Arthropoda; Insecta; Diptera; Drosophilidae
Product: xaa-Pro aminopeptidase 2
Exons: 8
Coding region: 338-2437 (699 amino acids)
Molecular function (GO): metalloaminopeptidase activity
Source: RefSeq, a predicted model, not a curated record
UUGUUGCUUUACACGCGUGCGGUUCGUUUUGGCUUCUUCUCCGCCAGAUACCACAAGAUACCGCGAGUGAGUCCGUGAGUGUCCGGAUCCGUCUCCGUGUCCGUCUUCGUAUUCGUGUGUGGAGGCUCUUUGAGACCGCAAAAGACCAAAGAAGCAACAAUUUUGCAGUUCAGUGAAAGUGCAGAGAGAGAGAGAGAGACAGGAAAGGCCGCGCAAUUCGCGCAAACACAAACAAGCCGUUCGGGUUCUGGCCAAGUUUUACGGCCUGCGAGUGCCCCCCCCGUGUACCCCCGGCUCCGUGUGCGGAGGGAAAAAUUUUUAAGUGCAAAGAAAAACAAUGACGACAGCCAAAUGGAUUUGGCGCUUGCUGCUGAACAUCUUGCUGGUUCUGGGCGCCGUGGCCGCAGAGCCCACCCGGGGCUAUCACCGAGAGAUUUGCCAGUACCGCAAGGGCAAACUGAUCCAGCCCAUGAGCUUGUACCACAGUCGGCUGCUGGCACUGCGGGAGCAAAUGCAGAUUCGGGCCUCGCUGCAGGGGCCCGAGAUCUACGGAUAUAUCCUCCCCUCGACCGACGAGCACCUCAACCAGGAGGUGGCCGCACGCGAUCAACGAAUGUGCUAUUUGACCGGCUAUACGGGUGUGCGGGCCGUUGCCGCCAUUACGCACCACGGAGCCGCCGUCUGGCUGGAGAAGCGCUACGCCCAGCAGGCGGACGGAGAGCUCGACUGCGACUGGGAAAUCUAUCUGGCCAACGGCAAUGUCAGCAUCGCCGAUUGGCUGGGGAGCCGAGUGCACUUGGACAAGCGGGUGGGCGCCGAUCCGCAUCUGGUGCCGCAUCAGCUCUGGGCCGAGUGGGAGCGCGAACUGGAGGACAAGUUCCUGAAGCUGGUCAAGGUCAACAACAACCUGGUGGACCUCAUUUGGGGAGCAGAGCGGCCCGAGCAGCCCAAGAAUCAGGUGAUUCAGGUGCAGGCUCGCGAGUUUGCGGGCGAGAACUGGCAGGACAAGAUCCGGGAGUUGAGGCGUCGCCUGGCGCACCUCGGCUGUGACGCCAUGGUGGUCACAUCGCUAACUGAGAUCGCCUAUCUGCUCAACAUCCGUGGCACUGACAUACCCUACACGCCAGUGGUGAAGUCGUAUGUGAUUGUGAGCCAGGAUGAUAUAUUCUUCUAUGUGGAUCAUGGAAAGAUCAGUCUGGGAAUCGACCUCCAUCUACGCACGGACUGCUUCAACGAGGACUGUGUCAAAAUUAAGGAAUAUCAUCAAAUCUGGAGCGAUAUACGCACCUAUGCACAGAUCUGGAAGCGUGUGCUCGUCUCGGCCCCCUGCGUGCAGGAUCUGGGCACCUCCGAGGCCAUUUACUCCUCGAUGCCAGGGAAAAUCGUUGUGGAGUACAUCUCGCCCAUUAUUUUCAUGCGGGCCCAGAAGAACUCCGAUGAGCAGGCUGGCAUGCGGAAGGCGCAUAUAAGGGACGGUGCCGCCAUUUGCGAGUCCAUGAGCAACAUGGAGGCCAGAUUCCAGACGGAGCAGUGGACCGAGGAGAAGAUUAAGUAUGAGGUGGAGCUCUGGCGCCUCUCCCAGAAGCAUGCCAAGGGGCUGUCCCUGCGCACGGUCGUGGCUUAUGGCGAGCACUCGGCCCUGCCCUACUAUAUAUCCAGCAAUGUGACCAAUAUCGAGGUCUCCGACCAGAGCCUGCUGGUCAUCGAGUCGGGUGGACAGUACUUGGAGGGCACCACGGAUGUCUCGCGGACGUUCAUCUUUGGCGAGCCAACGCAUGACAUGAAAAAGGCCUACACAAACGUCCUGGCGGGCAUCUUGCAUCUGGCGCAGCUCAAGUUCCCGGCCGAUCUGAAGCCCUCCGAGGUAGAUGCUCUCGUGCGCAGCAUGGUGUGGAAGGAUAUGACGGACUAUCCACAGGCAACAGGUCAUGGCAUUGGCGCCUACGGUUCUGUAGAAGAGCCACCUAUAUCCGUGGCUUAUGGCAAGAACAGCAGCUUCCACUUCAAGCAGGGGUACUUCUUCUCCAGCGAGUCUGGCUACUACAAACGGGAUGACUUUGGCGUGCGCCUGAAGAACGUGCUCGAGGUCAUUGACACUGGACACAGGCAUCCCAGUGGCGCACACUUCCUAGCAUUCCAGGACGUCACAUUGGUCCCCUACGAGCCGAAGCUGAUAGACAGCACCCUGCUCAGUGCCGUCGAGAAGCGCCUGCUCAACGAGUACAAUGCCAAGAUCCGGAACGACAUUGGGGACGAGCUGAAGCGACUGGGCAACAUGAGGGCCUUCUACUGGAUGAUGAACAAGACGCGACACAUCCGGGAGUAUCUGCCCGAGGACGAGUACCGCUCAGCGAUCGCAGGUGGUAGUCACACCAGCCUGCCGCUGGUAUCCCUCCUUGUGAUGAUCAUCGCAGCGAUCCUCCCAGCCCGGUCCUAGGGGCAAGCCUUCUCAGUGUGUGUGUGUGUGUGUGUGUGUGUGUGUAUGUAAUUAUGUAGUUUUAGUUAGCUAUGCAAAUUAAAAGAGAGAAUCUGGGACUAACAAGGAAUCAAACAACCAAUAACUGCAACUGUUAGUAUUUUAGUGAUGUCUACCCCCAAGCCACGUGUAAGUCCGCACCCAGCCACCGCUCCCCAUAGCUCCCCCGCUGUACGAGUUUAGGUAUAAGCUAUCCACUUAAACCAAAUGCAAUACGUAAAACGCAAAUGUAUAAAUCGUAAUCUCUAAUCGUAAUCGACCAAAAAUAUGUUAAACCGUUUACAUUAAUACGAGCAAUGUCUACAUAUAUAAGAAGUAACCUUGUAUAUUUUUCUAAAUGUGAUUAAAUAUAAAACAAACAAACGU